CUAAUCACGUGAAUUUUAUUUCAAAAAUGACUAAAUAAGAUUUAGCCGAUUUUCUUAUUCGUGAAAUAAUUAAUGACAAAUUAAUAAUAAAUCAUUUAUUUUUUUAACUGUGAGAACAAUGGAGGCAAAUAAUUUACUUGAAAGUUACCUUUUAAAGAAUUAUGUUGACGAUCAUGAUUUUGAAUUGCCUUCUUAUUUAAAGGGAGUUUUUGAAGGAAAAUACGAAACAGUGUUUCAAACGGAAGAUUCUUCAUCCCUUAGAAAAUUAAUUUUAAACGUCGAAGAUAGGGACUUUGAAAAAGCAAUAAUCGCAGUCUUAACAUCAGAGCCAAUCAAAUAUUUAGAAUGGUUUGCAACAGGAAUAUCUUCCCUGCUUUAUUUUAUUCAACACAAUUGGACGGGUCCUCAGUCUCAAAGCAACACUGAUUUUUUCUCACGUAUACGCGAAAAAUGUUUAGAAGAUUUAUCAUUAGACGUCGAAUGCAAUGAAAAUAUGAUCAAGCCAGAAUUUUUAUAUCUUGCUAAGAUAAUUUUCUCUAGCAAAGAAUUACAGAACAUUUUCGAAUCUUCUAAGUGGUGGCUUCUCAGAGCAAACUUCGUCCAUCAACUAAUUCUGGAAGAAAUUUCAACACCAAUAUUCGAAGAAUCUGAAAAAUUGAUUGCAGAUAUUUCUCAGUCGAGUCUUUUAGAGAAUUCUUGGCUCAAAACACUUUUUCACUUGGAAGUAGCACAUUUUUAUUUGUAUUAUAAACGCAUCCAGAGUUCAGAUAAGCAUUUGGAAAUUGCUGAAAAUAGUGCAAAGUUGAAAUUGGAAUUGACAGGUGUUAUGGGAACUCGUACGAAAGAUCAACAAUUCGAAAACGCUCAAUUAUUUUUGAAAGUUGAGGUCGGAAAAGAUUUAUUUUCAUCGAGAAUUUGCGAUGAUAUGCCAGUUGCUCUGAGUUUAAACGAUGAUGUGAGAUUGGAGAAAAUAAAGAUUUCGGAGGAGGUGGAGAAUGUAGAGUUGGGUUGCCUGGAGGAAGCAGUUAUCCUGACUAAAUUUUUACAGCUUAAAGUUUCACAACCGAAACACGAUCUCACCACUGAGGAAAUUACAACUUACAUUGCAAGAGUGAUCGAAAGCACGAAGAACUGGGCUUUGAAAAUAUCAUCAUUGUAUCAACGAAGCAUGUUGGAGGCGAACCACAAGAGAACGAUCGAGCGAUCGCUAGUACAAAUCGAAUAUUUAAUUGACCAGUUGAAUGAUGAAAAAGUUGAGGUUUCGCAUCGGAUGGAUAUGUUUUUCGUUAGUGGUAUGAAACCCAUGUGGGCUUUCAGAGAAGCUCUUGCCGAUCAGAAACUCAACCUGGGACUCGUGAAAGGAGCUCUCGAUCUUUACAUAAAUCUUCAUCUAUGGGAAGAUGUUAUCCUUUGCUACACGAUCCUGAAUUUGAAGUCAAAGGCUGCCGAGAUCAUAAGACAAGAGAUCGAUAAGAAACCCACAGUGAAGUUGUGGUGUUUACUGGGAGAUGCAACAAACGAGGAAGAACAUUAUGAAACAGCUUGGAAAUUGUCUGAGGAAAAGAGUAGUCGUGCACAAAGACAUUGGGGGAUGUUUCACUUCCAUCAGAAAAACUACAAAGAAGCAGUGCCGCAUUUAAAACAAUCUGUGGAGUUAAACAACAUUCAAGAAGGUGUUUGGUCGAGACUUGGGUUUGCUUGUUUAGAGAUUGAAGAUUGGAAAUUGGCAGCAACGGCCUACAGAAGAUACUGCGAUUUAGAACAAUCGGAUUUCGAGGUCUGGAACAAUUUGGCAAAAGCCUACAUAAAAUUAGGCGAUAAACCAAGAGCUUAUCGAGCUCUCCAGGACGCAAUCAGGUGUAAUUAUGAUCGUUGGGAGGUUUGGGAUAAUUUAAUGGUAGUCAGCAUUGACUUGGGUCGAUUUCCCGAAGUGAUUCGUUGCUAUCACCGCAUUUUAGAAUUAAAAAGCCAACACUUGGACAUUCAGAUUCUCCGUAUUUUAACAAAAGCUAUUACCAAUGAUAUCAAAGACAACGAGGGAAAUUCCUCGAGAAAGGUUCUGCCAAAAGCCUUGGAACUUUUUGGUCGAAUUACCUCUUCCAUGUCUAACGAUUCUGAAGUAUGGACACUCUAUGCAGAGUUAAAUGCUUUAAGUGAAAACGAACUUAGUAAUCAAAAAACAGCACAGUAUUUGCAGAGAGCCUACCGUGCUGCCGUUUCUGAUCCAAAAUGGUUUCAAAGAGUUGAAUCGACGCAAACCGUUUUGGAAAUGUGUGUUAAAUUGGCACAAGCUAAUGAGCAUUGUUCUCGAAAUUGCUCGACUGCGCAAAAAAGAGCGAUGCUUGGAAGUGCCAAAUUGUCACUUCAAUCUGUUGUUAGGAAAGUUAAGGAUCAAGAAUUGAGUGAGCAAGUUGAAAUUGUAGAUAGGUUGCAAAUGGUUGAAGAAAGGUUGACAGUCAUCUCGGAGGAGUUGGAGAAAAUUAAAGAUUUAUAAAGAUGUUUAUUCUUUCUUUCUUAAUGAAAAUACAAAAUAUGAUUGCACAGAAAUAUUAGAGUAUUAUUAUUAUAGAGAAAAUUGAUCACUUUAGAAGUGAUUUAAGUAUGUAUUAUAACUUAUGGAUCAUAAAAAAAAAGGUAGUCAAGGCCGAGCGGGGCCUGGCGUCGUCAGGGUACUUUUUUUUUUAACGCCGGCGGCGUCAUGCCAUUUUUCUUGUCACGCGGAAAAGUGUUCCUGUUAUGAGGCAUCCAUAAACUACAUUAUCAAUUUCGGGCUUUUUUUACCUCCCUCUCCCGAAAGUAGCAUAGCCUUUGGCUAAAGGCGGAUUUUACAUUUAUAAAAUCUUUUAAAUAAAAUUAAAGUAGAUAUAUUGAAUUCAAUAGGAAACACUUUAAAGUAAAAGAGAUGAGUUUUCCAAAAAACAGUUAAAGAUUUAA
Molecule: messenger RNA, 2934 nt
Organism: Belonocnema kinseyi
Lineage: Eukaryota; Metazoa; Arthropoda; Insecta; Hymenoptera; Cynipidae
Product: tetratricopeptide repeat protein 27
Exons: 7
Coding region: 119-2494 (791 amino acids)
Molecular function (GO): protein binding
Source: RefSeq, a predicted model, not a curated record